Molecule: messenger RNA, 4842 nt
Organism: Coccidioides immitis RS
Lineage: Eukaryota; Fungi; Ascomycota; Eurotiomycetes; Onygenales; Onygenaceae
Product: WD repeat protein
Exons: 3
Coding region: 311-4633 (1440 amino acids)
Molecular function (GO): protein binding
Source: RefSeq, a predicted model, not a curated record
AUCCUUUCAACCGGCAGCAUGCCUUCAAGAGCUGCGUUUUCGAGAUAUUCAUGCGCUUCCGUUAUGGGAUUAUUCGUGUAGCAGCAUCCGAAUUUCUUUAAGCUCUAUCCGACAAUUCUUCUUCGAUGUUCACUGCAACAGCGGCCACAUGCCAGGAUGAGACCAGGAGUAGCUCCUCAACGUAUUAUUAAACUGAGUUCUACGAGCCAGCCUUCCUUUGAUAUCUUCAGUAACUAUAACUCCCACAUGAGCGCUAAUCUUCCUUGCCGAACGUUCUCUGGCUCCGGAAUUGCCACUUUCCAGAGUCAAAAUGUCAAGCCCACCGGUGUCAAGGGCUCCGAUCUCGGCCUAUGAUAGCCCUACCUUCGGGGAGGAUGGCUCUUUUCAUGUCGAGCAACCUGUUGGAUCUAUGUCAAUCUCCCCGUGUGGGAGAGAUGUUGUCCUCGCCUCAAAGGAGGGUCUCCAUGUUAUAGACUUGGAUAAUCCUUAUUCUCCCCCACGCUACCUUUCCCAUAGAACUCCAUGGGAAGUUGCCGAUGUCCAAUGGUCGCCAUUUGCUGCUCGUGACUCGUGGGUCGUGAGCACGUCCAAUCAAAAAGCAUUGGUGUGGAAUCUUGCUAUGCGGUCGUGGGAGAACCCAAUUGAGCAUGUUCUGCAUGCCCAUUCAAGGGCCAUUACGGAUAUUAAUUUUUCUGCGCAUCAUCCGGAUGUUCUUGCAACGUGUGCAGUUGACAGUUUCGUACAUUGUUGGGAUUUACGAAUACCGGCCAAGCCUGUGGUGUCGUUUUCGGAUUGGUUCGCUGGCGCUACGCAGGUGAAAUGGAAUAGACAAGAUUCUCACGUUAUUGCCAGCUCCCAUGAUCGUUUUUUGCAUAUUUGGGAUGACCGCAAAGGCGCCUUACCAAUCCGUACAAUAGAGGCGCAUAAUACGAAAAUCUAUGGGGUGGAUUGGAACCGGAUGCGUCCGGAGGGCGUGGUAACAUGCUCUCUGGAUAAAACGAUAAAGUUCUGGGACUGCUCAGUCGAAAGUGAUAUUCCAGAGAAAGUCAUUCAUACCCCUUUCCCGGUCUGGCGCGCCAGACACACCCCGUUCGGAUGGGGAGUUCUCGCCAUGCCUCAGCGUGGAAAUAGCGACCUACAUCUCUACAGUCGUACUUUCAAAGAUGCACUAGAAGAUGUUGAUGUCGUCCCGCUAGUCCACAGCUUUCCAGGUCACAAAGGGCAAGUCAAAGAAUUCCUCUGGAGACCUCGUGGAACUGUCAUAGAUGGGUUAGAUCACCGGGAAUUUCAAUUGGUAUCAUGGGGAACGGAUAAGGAGCUUCGCCUGCACCGAGUGGACCCGGAAGUAUUGAAAGGAGUAGGCUAUGAGAAAGGGAGAUCAUUCAACCCAUCCCUUAACCUCACACGCAAAGGGGCAGUCUAUAAGUCUUUCCACGAUGAACCACAUGGAAUCGGGCCUUCUGAGCCGCCUGACACUGCUUCUAACCGCGAUUUGGAACCAUCUCGCCAACCGGGCUCUGGGAUGGGCGGUAUUUCUAUGCCUUAUUCCCGUAGAUGGACACAAGGAGGGCCUAUGGUCCGGUUUGGCGCGCAUGGAAAAUCGCCUCUUCGUGCAGACAUGAACCCAAUAUCGUGGAUGCGGGGUGUAAAAGUGUCAAGAUGGGAAGUUGAAACCCUUGGGGAUGAAAUUACUCAUGUUGGUGAACGAUUUACGAGAGUUGCCUUUGAGUCUGUCAACGUUGGCCAGAGAAAAGUCACAAUUUCCCUUCAUGGGCCCUGGGGCCCUGAAAAUGCCAGUGUCUUCCUCCGCAUUGAUAUCAGGUUUCCCACGGAAUAUCCAAAGGCGGCUGCUCCGGUUUUCAAUGUGCAAAAGACCACAUCCGUAACUCCGCAACUGACGAAAAGUCUGACGUCGAGCUUACAAACUAUAUCUGAAGCAUACCUUUCAAAAGAGCGAGGAUGCUUAGAGGGCAUCCUUCGGUUUUUAUUGGGUGAAUACACUCCCAAGGAGAUCGUAGCCAUGAUCCAAGAGGAGCUAAAUGAGGCACUUAAGUCACCCGAUAUUCUUGAAGAUGUUGAGUCAAGCGAUGAAGACGAGGAUGUUGGCCAGUAUCAGGGCAAUGAUCUCACUAUGAGCUCGUCUGAAUUGCUUCGUCCCGUGAAUGCAAAUGUUAUGGUGCCUGUCAGAAGAAGUUGUGGUGCACUUUGGGCUAAUGACGGUCGCCUUGUGUGUUUCUUUCCACCUAAAGAAGAGAAGGUCGCUUCGUUUUUGGAUUCGAUAGGUCUCCGGGAAAUGACAAGACUAUCACGUUCUAACAGAGUUUUCGAGGCCUUUGGCAGGUUCCAAACAAAAUCGCCUGGCCCAAAGAACAUUACAGGGACCGGAGCUAGUACUGGCCCUUUGACUGAUGAUGGUGCUUCUGAUUAUUCCGAUAAUUCCGAUGAAUAUUCAAGUUCGUCUGGCUCUUCGGACCUACUAGGUGCUCUUCCACAGCAUUUCCAUGUCCACAGAACAAGUCACCUAGGCUUAGGCCGUGCAAAAUCCACCGACAACUCGCAAAAAUCUACUACCGGUAUUUCUACUAUGAAGUCAUCAAACCCCAAACGACAUAACACAAUUUCUAUCCACAAACUUACCGAUCUUCUUCCGGCUAGACGGGAUCUAGCUCAACAGUACCGCACACAUGGAAACGGCAUAGAGAUAUGCUCUCACAAUAUGGCGGUAGCAGAAAACUUCGGGAAUCUCGAACUUGCCCAUACUUGGGGUCUAUUAAAACUAUUGAUAGAGGAACAGCCACAGGCUGAUGAUGCCGCGCAACUAGAGGAUAUGUUUCAUAUGGCUUGUUUGUCGAUGGGUCAUAUCAAAAGGAAAGAUAGUGGCGUAGACCUCGCUUACGGCAACGGCAUGAACACCAUGACAGGCGGGAUUGUUUGGGGUUCACAUCCCUUCGGAGUGCACUGGUUACUACCGGCCCUGCUUGAUCAUUUUGAACGACUCGGUGAUGUUCAGAUGUUGGGCAUGUUGUCAUGUCUUAUAACUGAGCCAAACGUGAAUGGUUCCAAUUCUAUAAUGGACCACGAAGACCUCUUGUCAGAUUCUCACGGGAAUCCCUCGUUUUCGGCAGAGUAUAUAUCGCCACCUUCACUAAUGCAACAAGCGAACUCAAGCUCAGGGGGCCUCUUCGUGUCUCCGGUAAAAGAGGGACCUCUCAUUUCAGCAUCCUACGGUUCAGCAUGUUCGUCUACAGACCUAUGGCCGUCGGAAACCCCUCCGUUGUAUUCCACGGGAGCCACUCCGCCCACAGUCGUGCGAAGUAGCAAAUCUGAUCUCGAACGGAAAGCGCAGAGACUUGCUACACCAGUUUCUGGCUCCCCAGACCAGCCUUCUGACCCCCGAAAUCUAAAUAUCGUGUCUACCCUUCCAUCGUCGUUAUCUCGGUCGCUACCCAAUGAGCCAUUGGCUGUGUCCUCUCCUAUGAGUGGAAAUUGCAAAAGGCGACCCAGUCCUGUUGGAAGUUUAACUACUGCUGGCCCUAGCGGGUGGACAGGAAAUGGGUUUCCUGGCAAGCCACCUUCUGCAAUACCAGACCAUAUGCAUGCAUCUACUGCUCCUCCGUCCCAAGCACCUUCCGAUACUGAAGUCGAAACAUGGGUCUCUCAAAAGUCGACCAAAUCCUCCGCAAAGUCGUCGCCCGAACCGAACCCUUCAAAAAAGUCUUCAAAGGAAAUACGAGCGGUUUUCAAACAUCAAGAAGACUUUGACAGCGAUCAUUUAGGCCAUGCACCAUCUUUAAUGGAUCAUACUCGCGAGUCGCUAUAUCAAGCAUAUCGUAUCACAUACGCAAACCUACUUUCUGCCUGGGACUUGCCAAUUGCCCAGCAAGAAGUGCUUGGAGUAAAGCAUUUGCCAUCCAUCCAAUCGAGUCACCGUGACCCUUGCCUGGCCGCUGUAUCCUUCGAUCUAAAGCCCAAAGUGGCAAGCGAACUUAAUGGUCUAGGAUUACAACGACAUUGUAUUACAUGUGGCUCUCCUUUACGCAUGUCAGUAUUUUCCAAGGCAGAACCCAGAAAGCUUCCAUCAAGAGGGCAGACAUCUGGUGAUCAGUCAGGCCUAAACUGCUCCGAAUGCAAAUCAGGGCAACAAAAGCGGCUAUCUUGCACGGUUUGCGGUGGGCUGAUAAACGGAACAUUUUCUCCAUGCUUGGUUUGCGGGCACAUUAGCUGUCGUCAGUGCCACGAAGAGUGGCUUAUAUUCAGUGAGAAUUGUCAACGUGGCUCAACCCCUGCCUGCCCUGCUGGUUGUGGAUGUAGGUGUUCCGAUCAUAUCACAGUUCAUGUACCUUUCCCUGAGCGCCCACAAAUAACGGUCACUAUGGAACCCCAAGCACAACCUGACAAAGCUAAGAGUACUCGACGGAGGCGCAAUCGUACUGCUGACCUUAGGCAUACGGUGUGGCCUUUAGCCCAGGUAAAUCCUUACGAAGAGCAGGAAUCUGUCGGGGGUUCUGCAUCUAGGCGCUUCCCUUCCCUAACUCGUAGCCGGAGCAGUGUUAACCUUGAGCGUGGGUAUCCGAAGAACACUACGAGGCGAUGGAAAGACGACUUGGCGGAGUUGAUGAUGGAUAUGUCGUGAUGAGCCCUUUUAUUCUGUUAUCAUAUGUGGCUUAUUUGACUCAUUUUAGCACUUCCUUUGUCCUGUCCCCUUUGCAUAGCGUGGAGUUCUGGAAACAUUUUCACCUAUGGUGUUGAUUAUUAUCGUCCCUUAGGCAGGUCAUGACAAAAGAUGUGGGAGUUAGAUACCCACAAUGUAUUCUGUAAUAAUAUGAAAACAGUGCAAUAGCC